AUUUUGAAAAACACGCUUAUCAUUUUUGCCCAUCCUUAUUUGGAACAUUCACAGUCGAAUAAAGAAUUACUUAAUUUUUAUGUUCGUCAUCACCAUUGUGUGUUUAGGGAUUUGUACGAAGAGUUCCCAGAUUUUCAUAUUCCCGCUUUUAGAGAACGCAAAAGAUUGAAAAAUUUCGAUCGUAUAAUUUUUCAUUUUCCUCUUAUUUGGUUUGGCAUUCCACCCUUAUUAAAAUUAUGGAUUGAUGAAGUAUUUGAUCUCAAAUGGCAAAAAGAAGACGAAGAAAACCCAUUAAAAAACAAAGAAGCCAUUAUACUGAUAAAUAUGGAAACGGGUGUAGCCAUGACGAUUCUGAUUUUCUUAGGUGCCGCUAUCACCAUGGCACCUCUAGCUAAAAAAUUGGGAUUUAGUUCUGUAAUAGGGUAUAUCUUGGGAGGAAUUAUUAUUGGACCGUUUGUAUUACAACUUACUGGUGAUAAUACGGAUGGGAUUAUGCAUGCUACAGAAUUUGGGGUGGUAUUACUUUUGACUGGAGCUAGAGCCCAAAAAAUUCUGGGCCAUGCGAAGAAAAAUACUAGGAUUAGGAUUGGGACAGAUGCUUUUAACAGUGCUAUUACUAGUCGUUAUUUUUUAUUUUGCAGGAUGGGCAAACAAUCAAGCUUUGGUAGUGGCUUUGUGUUUUGCACUUUCUUCCACUGCUAUGGUUUUGCAAAUUUUACAGGAAAAGGAUCUCAUCAAAACCAGUUCGGGAGAAGCCGCUUUUUCCACCCUAUUAUUUCAAGAUAUUGCAUUUAUACCCAUUUUGGCCAUUUUGCCUCUUAUUGCCAAAACAGAAACCGCAGUAGAGAAAAAAGUUAUGAAUUUGCUGAUACAACAACUACCAGAGUGGUUACAACCUUUUUCAAUUUUAUUAGGAGUGAAUUUAUUUUUGUUCCUUUUUUACGAUAUGUCUCCAAAUCUAAUAUGAGUGAACUCCUCACUGCCACUUCAUUGUUUCUAAUUAUUGGAGUUUCCGAACUUAUGAUUACAAUAGGUCUAAGCCCUGCUCUAGGUGCUUUUAUAGCUGGGGUUAUGCUCGCCAACAGUGAGUUUCGGCAUGAGCUGGAGUCCCAUGUGGAUCCUUUUAAGGGUCUAUUUUUAGCUGUUUUUUUUGUUAGUGUGGGUGCGAGUAUAGAUUUUGAUGUAGUUUUUCAAAAUCCUCUAUUUAUUUUGAGCCUUACAAUUGUAGUAAUUCUGGUUAAAUUUAUGGUAUUGGUAAUCGUAGGCAAGGUGUUUAGUCUAUCUUGGGAUCAGAAUUUAUGGUUUGCUUUUGCACUUGCACAAGUAGGAGAAUUUGCUUUUGUUUUACUCAAUUAUUCAAUGAAACUAUUUUUAAUAAGUCCUGAACUAAAUGCACAAAUGGUAGCCGUUACGGCAAUUUCUAUGUGUUUUACUCCAAUAUUAUUGGUGAUAUAUGAUAAAUUAAUUCUCCCUAGAUUUUUACAAACAGAUAAUCAUAACAAAGAACCCACCGAUACCGAAAAUCCUGAACAUCAUAAAAUUAUUAUUAUAGGAUUCGGAUAUUUUGGGAGUGCAGUUGGUAGAUUAUUGAGAGCGAAUAAUAUAAAGGCUACUAUACUGGAUCAUGAUUCUGAUCGAGUCAAAUUACUCCGCAGUUAUGGGAUGAAAGUGUAUUAUGGAGAUGCUACUAGGGUGCAAAUCCUAAAAACAGCUGGUGCAGAAACGGCAGAAAUUUUGGUUUUGUGUUUAGAUGACCCAGAAAACAAUCAGAAUAUUGUAGAGUUAGCAAAAACUCACUUCCCUCAUUUGAAGAUAUUUGUGAGGGCAAAGAAUAGAAUGGAUGCGUAUGAACUCAUCAAUAAAGGUGUAGAGAAUAUAUACAGAGAAACCCUAGGAACAGCUGUAGAAAUGGCAAUAGAUGUGCUACAAGCAACGGGAAUGCGUAGGUAUGCGGCUAGAAGAUUAGGCAAAAGAUUUGAAAACCUGGACAAAGCU
This is a messenger RNA of Darwinula stevensoni, 1995 nucleotides long. NCBI's taxonomy places the organism in Eukaryota, Metazoa, Arthropoda, Ostracoda, Podocopida, Darwinulidae. The record is from the annotation of a GenBank genome assembly.